CGUCUCUCUUCCUCAUAUUUUAAACCCCACCAUCUUCUCCACCAUAACAACCCAAACAGCUUAACAAACACAUUCACCAGAUGCUCGAAGAUCAGAGACACGCCCAUGGCGGCGGCCCACCACACGGGGUGCUGCUCGCGGUGGUGGUCGGCGUAGUGGUUCUGGUUCCUUUCUUCCUCGGAGACCAAGGAGAAGCCAUAACCGAAGCAAUCUCGGAACUCUUGAGUCCGGUAGGUCUUCUUCUUCUCCCCAUUCUUCUUCUCUUAACCAUCCAGUUUCUCUCCUCAGAUCGUGGCUCUUUCGUCUCCGCCAUUUUCUCCACCGGCGAACCCGAUACUAUCCAUCGGGUUAGCGGGUCACCAGUCGGAGUCGCGCUUUUCCUUGUUUUGAUUCUGUUCUUGCUUUAUUAUCGUGUUUCGAUCUUCGGCGGUGAUGAUGAUUCUGGUGAUUGAUUCUGUUCUUCUGUAUGGAUCUGAGUUUUCUCGCUUUUUUUUUUUGUUUUGAAUUUUGAAGAUAGUUUUUGUACAAAUACCGGGGACGUAGACUUUCGUGUACGAACAAGGAAGGAGGUCCGUAAUUUACGAAAAUACCCUUAAGAGUUAAAAAUGUAUGACGAGUUUCUUUGAAGGGUAUUUUUGUCAAUUAAAAUAGUAGACGCUGAUAAUUGGGCUGCUAAUUACACAUUUAUCCUUCUGCUCAUCGGUUACUCCUCAAUAGGCAGAGGGUUAUUAUCGUCUUUUUGAUAUGUAUACGCCUCGACUGAGAUGUGAGCUACGGUUCCGGUGGCUCUGCUGAUGAAGACCGACUGCCAUCUGUUGUAUUAUUAUUUUUUAGUAUGUAUUACAAAAUGGGCUUAAAUUAUAUACAAGUAUUAUAAAUCCAAAAUAA
Messenger RNA from Carica papaya (papaya), 888 nucleotides. RefSeq lists its product as uncharacterized. Lineage: Eukaryota; Viridiplantae; Streptophyta; Magnoliopsida; Brassicales; Caricaceae. The record is from RefSeq and is a predicted model, not a curated record.